This is a messenger RNA of Rotaria socialis, 549 nucleotides long. NCBI's taxonomy places the organism in Eukaryota, Metazoa, Rotifera, Eurotatoria, Philodinida, Philodinidae. The record is from the annotation of a GenBank genome assembly.
AUGGUUUCAUCCAGUUCAAAUAAUCUAACACUACCAACAGAGACAACAACUCCGAUAAUAUUACAACUAAAAACAAUCGCUUCAUGUUCAACUUUUAAUCUAACAUACAUACAAGUAAUUGGAUUAGCUAAAACAAAUUAUGAUAUUUUUGCGCAACAUAAAAAUGAUAUUUGUCGAAAAUUUGAACAUGUCUUAAUUCAACUGUUUAAUUCAUUAAAACGAUCUCUACCUCUCAUUGAAAAUCUUACACAAACCUUACAUCAUCUUGAUUAUUGCUCUGAAGUUCAUGCUAAUGGAUAUCGAACAUUAAUUUUAUCACAUGGUCAUGCAUGCUUACGAACUUUAGAGAUACUUAAACAGAUGAAUGCAAAACAUAUUGCUCAUUUGCAUCGUCGCAUACAUUCGUUGGAAUUAUUGCAAGAACUUAAAUCCUGGACGAAAACUCUUAAAGCCAUGGAGCACAGGCUGUCAUUGGCUGUUGGACUAGUCGACUGUUCGGAUAAACACUCAUUAUUUACUGAUGUUAGUCAAAUACCAUUGGAUAUUUAA